AAGAACACAGCUCAGUCCAACCCUGUUUGGAAGGUUUGAAAUCGAAUAGCUCGAGGUACCACUCCGGUAAAUCGAGAGAAAAAUACCGGAUUACCAACCGAAGUCUACAUGUAUAUAUCCUAAGGACAAGCAAAAAAAUGAGGGCCAGUAAGACCAGGCACCAAAUUUUCCAGGCUACACUUGAUCCUUAGCCAAUUUGAAUUGCCACCAACCUAUGACUGACAGUGAGGCUACGGGCCUGCCAUCAUUUCAAUGGGAAUCGACAACACACACGGACGAUCUUCAUUGAAAGGUCUUGGUCUCUACACCGAGUGAAUUAUUUACGCUUGUGUUCCGUACCAUCAUUCUGUCCUCGUUUUCUUCUUUUGCUUUUUUUUUCUUCCUCUUUUAUCUCCCCCUUCCCCUCCACUCCCUUGCCGAAUUAGAGCUGCUUGGCUGUCUUAAUGUGACCUUAGUGCAGGUCGGGUCGACUUCCUAUUGAAGGACUCGUCUAAAUACCAUACUGGGGCUUCAGUCACCAGAUUAAGAUUGGCUCGUGCUUGUGUUCCCAAGUGCCCUUCAGGGUGGGAUUGAUAAACGAGACAGAGAGGGACGGCCUGCGGAGAGUGUCAGCGCCAAUGGCAAUGCGGCAAGGUCAUGUUUGUCCUACGCGCGUUUGAGAGAUAUGCGCGGGUGCUUGCUUCUGGAUGAUUGCAUGUUUGCAUCUCGCUCCACGAUGGGUGCAUCAAGUAUCCAGCCAGCCCACUUGCUGAUCACCCCAAUUGUACCACUGUGCUGCGAAGACCCUUCGUAGGUAAAGUCAGCAAUGUUCUUGCUCGCCUUGAUUGUAGUUCAAUUGCCUAAGGUAGGUUUUCAUUGAAUACAAAAUGUGCUACCAGCCCUUCGAAAAAAAAAAAAAUUGGGAAGGAUGGAUCUGUUCUAUCUAGGUCUAGACACCGAGGCUUACUAUCACAAGGGCAUGCCCUUUGCUUCUUUCCCACUCUUGCGACGUACUUUGCAAGCCCACACUCCAGCUCUCGGCAAAGUUAUAACCGUAUACGGAUCUUGUUAUUAUUCUCGGCUCUGGUGGGCGUUCUAUCAAGGUUGCAUCGACGACAGAUAACUCAAACCCAUCACACCUAAAAACAAACAACCUCCUACGCCGAGGUACCUUCCCUACCUUACCCUGCCUAGGUACUUGCCCUCCCACUCUCUCAUAUCGGCGUGCUCACAGAAAAACAAAGACACACCACAUCCUCAACCGCACAAAUGCCACCUCGUUGAGGCAUAUAUAUGUUCAAGCCCUUCUAGCUACAGGUACCCUGUAACAAGAGAAAAGAUUCAAAAUUGUCACUGCAAGGUGCUAUCCUGGGCCGCGCUGCCCUUCCUCAAAGCAGCCGUCGCAAAGAAACUCCAAUGAGGGGGAUGAUAUGUCGGCAAUGCACCCCCCUUGGGUUCCCUCACAAAAUGACCAUCAUUCGACCAGCGACAACGAUCUAAUCUGCCAAGAUGAAAGCUUAGAAUUAUACACACCAACUGACUCUGUGUUGUACGCACCAUCUCCGCCGGCAGUGUUUUCGGGUAACUUUCCAACCUUGGCUUUACCAGAGGUGGACAUAUCUGCUGCCAAAGUCAACCCUGGACCGCCCGCCAUCCCACGUAGCAAUGAUACCAGCCUCGAUAGGCACUUCGGCGCCGGCCGUAGUCCUCAGCCACACCCCCGUCGUGUGCCGGGCAUAGGAUCCCGGAUUGCGACUUCGGCUUCCCUCGAUACGGCUUCUCGAGUGCGCAAAGAAUGCCGCCGACAGCAUAGCCAUCCUGCCAUCGCGAAGCUGUCACGACUUCCCUUGGUACGGAUCUUGGAUGCGCCGGAAUGCACAACCCAAGCAGUCGCAGAGAGCUUGACCGGAGGCCGUGGUUCAUUCCGGCGAGAAAUGGACUGGGAGGACUCGGAGCAUGAAAUGGUCUUGGACGAUGCUUCACCCGGAAGCAUAUCUCGGUGCUCCAGAUGGGAUGCGCCGAACUCGUGGUUCAUAUUCCCCUCUGAGCUUCGGAACCAGAUUUACGAGUACACAGUUCAACUGCCGACAUCACACGGACUGUAUGCCGAGUAUUACACACAGAUACGGGGAUGCCUUUCUCGCAAGUCGCAGGGCAGAUGCGGCAGCAGCAGUGACGACAAGACGGACCGGCAAGACGACGAGCCCUUCCCAACGUACAAGGCCAACCUCAGGACGCCGAGCAUCCUCCUCGUGUCGCGCGCCAUCACGGAUGAGUGCAUGUCCAUCCUCCACACCCGCACCUUCACCUUCGACCGCAUCCCGCCCUGGGUGCCCGGCGCGGCCGACCCGAUGCGCAUGUCCAGCUUCGUCGGGCGCGCGACGCUACAGAACCUGCGGCACGUCGACAUGCGCAUCGACCUCGGCCGCGGCCGCCACGGCAGCGCCUGGAUCUGGACCAAACUUGCCGAGGACCUGCUCGACGUGCUCGCCGCCUCGAGCCGGCUGCUGUCCCUUCGCGUCGUCCUCAAGCUGUUCCAGACACACAACCUCCGCCUCUGGGAGUUUGAGAGCGGGGAGCGCUACUGGUACAAACGCCUGCUCCACAAACUUGACUGGUUCAGGGCCAACCACUCGCAGGUCUGGUCGCCGCCUGCCAUAGCAGUCGAGUACUGGGAGAUCAUGGGCGAUUGGGUCUACCUGUUGGACCCUUCUGGUCGCAACCCUGUUGCGACGCUAGGCAGAGCUACCGAUCCAAAAUUGGUCCCCGGCUCCAUCACAGACUUUCUAACCCCCUGACCCUGAAUCUGAUGGUGGUGUUUUAAAGAGGUCGACUUUCACAUUCGUCCCAACACAGACGUUCCAGUAUCGUUUCUAUGCGGCUGCAACACGUCAACAACGGCACAAUUAUUGGUCCUGUUGCAUAGUCAAUCCUGUCUAACAUUGGCCGCGCAAUGGGACUGUCGGGGCAGUCCCUACAUGGAUCUUGCUAGCACCCAGGGGUUACUGGCAUAAGUGGUAUUUUUUUUUCCUAUCCCUCUCAUUAUCUCGUAACGACAUAUCCUAGCGAAUAGCAUAAUAUAGGCGUUUGAUUCCCACUGAACAUUGUCCAGACCCAAUCCCUGUAAUAUUAUAUGCCUUGACAUCAGAAGCUCUCAACCUAUGAAGAUUCCAUAGCUUCAAUAACGAAGAAAUAAACCCUAUUGUUCCAUCUCUUCAUCCUCAUCGGAAGCUUGAUUGUCUUGACGUCCCGACCGGAACCAUGUGCCGAAAUCAAGCUUCAUCAACAACCUAUCCACUCCGCCGACCCGGCGCGGGACGUACUCACCCAGCUCCAGGAGCGCCACGUCAUCGACGUCGCCGUCACCAUCGUGGCGCGCCUCUACGUCCCUCAACUCCUUGAUGCAUGCCUCGACGCCGGCCCUGACUCGCCGCUCAACGGCGACGAUCUCGUUGCGGAUGUCUGCCUCUUCGUGCUCGAGGUCGACAAAGGCGUCGAUGACGCCAGAGUCCACCUCGAGGUCCACGGACGUCCAUACGCCGUCCAGGCG
This is a messenger RNA of Pyricularia oryzae 70-15, 3529 nucleotides long. RefSeq lists its product as uncharacterized. Lineage: Eukaryota; Fungi; Ascomycota; Sordariomycetes; Magnaporthales; Pyriculariaceae. The transcript has 3 exons. Bases 1410 to 2777 code for a protein of 455 amino acids. The record is from RefSeq and is a predicted model, not a curated record.